Messenger RNA from Trichobilharzia regenti, 1611 nucleotides. The record is from the annotation of a GenBank genome assembly. NCBI's taxonomy places the organism in Eukaryota, Metazoa, Platyhelminthes, Trematoda, Strigeidida, Schistosomatidae.
AUGCAGCCUCGUCUAUGCUUAACCCUGAUAAUUGUCUUCAGUGUAUUGAUUUUUCUUUCAUUACUCUCCUUAUGUAUCCUAUAUCCGUUUAUAUGGUAUCUAAUCACUCGGCAAACUCGUAUUAUUCCAGGAUCUUUUGUCUAUCCAGAAUGGUUACAGCCAUCAAUUCCUGUCUAUGCUCAAUUCUAUCUGUUCAAUUUAACAAAUCCAGUAGAAUUUCAAGCCGGUGAAAAACCUCGUGUCGAACAACUUGGACCAUAUACCUAUCGUGAACAACGUGUCAAGUUCAAUGUUUCAAUGACGAAUGAAUUUAUCAGUUAUCGCGAAAGGAAACAAUAUUAUUUUGAUAAAAAUUUAUCCAACGGUACAGAAGCGGAUGUUAUUACCGGUGUGAAUUUAGCUUUUGUGACAAUUGCAGAAAAGAUGAAUUCAAUGCCAUGGUUUUUGGAUAGAGUGAUUGAAUUGAUAGAGAAGUACCUCAGUGAUACACUAAUUGUUAGAAAGACUGUCAAUGAACUCCUCUGGGGAUAUGAAGAUCAAUUUUUGUCAUUAUUAGUAAAACUUGGUUUGAAUAUUCCAACAACACGGAUUGGUUUAAUGAUUAAUGUGAAUAAUACAUUAAGUGAUAGUAUUACUAUUGAUAGUGGUUUAAUGAGUAGUCAGAUGGUUGGGCGUAUUGUUAAAUUUCAUGGGAAUGAUACACUCUCCUAUUGGACAACACCGACAGCUAAUAUGAUCAAUGGUACUGAUGGGACAAUAUUUCAUCCAUUUAUUACGCAGGGCGAGAAACCGUACAUCUUUUCAGCAGAUCUAUGCCGUUCGCUACAAUUUUAUGCCGAUUCAGUAACUCAAAUGAAUCAAUUGCCGGUGAUUAAAUUCCUCCCGAUGCCAGAUACCUUUAAAUCACCGAAAAGUUAUGAAAAGAAUAGAGGGUUUUGCUUGAAUUGGCCUGAUUGCUAUGGUGAUGGUGUUUUAGACAUGUCCUCGUGUCAGCCAGGUGCACCAGUGGCUAUGUCUCAACCGCAUUUUUUAAAUAGUGAUAAAUCCUAUCAGGAGGCUGUCGACGGUCUUCAUCCCAGUGAAGAAUUCAAUACAGUCAUCUAUGUGGAACCAAAUACCGGUGGUAUAAUAAAAGCUGAAAAAAAGAUGCAAGUUAAUCUUCAUGUUAAAAAUAAUCAAAAAUUUGUACAAUUAAAAAAUCUAUCCACUGUUCUCCUACCAAUCAUGUUUAUUAAUGAAUCUGUACAACUGAAUGACACACUAAUUGAUCAGUUGACCUAUGGAUUAAUUAAAGCGCCGAAGAUAGCAAAGAUUAUUUUAGUGUGUAUUGUUACAUUUUCAAUACCUGUAAUGUGUUUCAUCCUGUCAGUACACUUUUAUCAAAAAAGGAGAAAUUCUAAUACAUACGUGAAUUUCACUGACGAUCAAACACAGGGAGAACAGCAGCAAAACCAACAACAACACCGACAGCAACAAGAGGAACAAAUGACUGAACAACUGAUAACUCCUCAUUAUCCAGAUGGGACAAAUCAGCAUUCAAAUGAAGAGAAAUCCAAUCAUCAUCAGCAGCAGCGACAACAAAUUGAUGACUGUAACCCAAUUGUUGUCUAA